Molecule: messenger RNA, 2531 nt
Organism: Mauremys mutica (yellowpond turtle)
Lineage: Eukaryota; Metazoa; Chordata; Testudines; Geoemydidae
Product: perforin-1-like
Exons: 5
Coding region: 705-2276 (523 amino acids)
Biological process (GO): immune response
Cellular component (GO): membrane attack complex
Source: RefSeq, a predicted model, not a curated record
AUGCCCCCCAAAGCACAGGGCCCGUGGCGGUUGCCCCAAACCAGCCUAUGGACGGGACGGCUCUGACUGGUGCUGACGUCUAGGUCUGUGGCAGACACUGAGGGGGAAACAUCUGGCAGGCCUCCAACCGCACCAGGGAGCCUGGGUCCUGCACCACGAGAAGCACGUCGGCGGCAUAUGCUGACAGGCCCACCCAGAACUCCAGCUCAUCGUCCGGAGCAGAUGGAGGCAGCGCUCAAUGGCCAGAGCAUUCAGCUGGCCUGACAGGGAGGAUCGGAGACCAAAGAGCCCCUCUCUGGUGAGGGAUCCCAUCGCACCGGCCAUGCCCAGAUCUGGUGCUUCAUCCCACUCCUCCUCCUCCUUCUUCUUCUCCUGGGGGGUCUCCCCCUAGUGCUACACCAGCAAGUCUGAGGUGUGCGAUGAGAACGUGGCAUCUCUGCCUGCACACAACCUGGCGGGGGAGGCCAUCGACGUGACCAUGCUGGGUGGACCCCAGCCUGUGGCGCAGCCUGAACAAUCCCUGGGAAUGGGAGGCUGCUGUCACUUCACCCGCUUGGCACGGGGGUGGCAGUCCUGGUGGUGAUUGUAGCGUCCCUACCCCACCUCCUCACCCUCUGCUUGGACCCCACACAGCCCAGGAAACCAUCACGGGAGGCUGAGAGACUGAAAGCCACUCCUAGCUGAGGGGCACCAUCGCACCAGCCAUGGCGAGAUCCAGUGCCUUCAUCCCUCUGCUCCUCCUCUUCCUUCUCCCUGGAGUCUCCUCCGACUGCUACAUGGGCACAGCUGAGGAGUGCGAGGAGACCAUGACCUUCGUGCCCGGGUACAGCUUGGUGGGGGAGGGCAUUGACGUGACCACUCUGAAGCGGACAGGGGCCAAUCUGGUGGACACCAGCCUGUGGCGCCACCCAAAUGGCACCUGCACCCUGUGCGAGAACCGGCUGCAGGGGGGGAGACUGCACAGGGUACCUCUGGCCAUGGUGGACUGGAAUGUCCAAAUGUUGUGCACCAACGACCUCAGCAGCUCAGUGAAAGAGUCAGCCGCGGCUGUGGCCCGGGCACUGGCGUGGGAUGUGAACAAUGAGUGGAUGUCAGAGCUGGGGCUGGAAGAGGAUUCCCAUGGCCCGGCCUUGAGGGGGUCCAAAUCCCAGCUCACCAGCUACGCUUCCCAGAAGGAGAAAGAUGACAAGUACAUGUUCGUGUACCAAGAGAUUCCCUGUGUGUUUUACAGGGUGAGAUUCACUCACGACCCUCCACUGACGCCCCAGUUCUCCCGGGCCCUGAGAAGCCUCCCACUCAGGUACGACUCAACCACAUACCGGUUCUUCCUGACCACCUACGGUACCCACUACGUGAGGCAGGCAGACCUGGGGGGGCGCGUGCAGCAGCUGAUGGCCAUAGAGACCUGCCGGGCAGUGCUGGACGGGCUGACAGCCGAUGAAAUCAAGGAUCGCCUGCGCUCACAGUUCUUGCAAGACCUGGGCCUGAGCCAGAGCAGCCAGGGCAGGGGGAGAUCCCAGAUGCCCUACGUGGAGAAGCGCAUCCAGGUGACGGGUGGCAACAGUGACUCCAAUUUGCUCUUCUCCACCAAUCAAAAUGCCAACUCCUUCUCGACCUGGAGGGAGAGCCUCAAAACCAGCCCCGACCUGGUCUCCUACUCUCUGAUGCCCAUCCACACCUUGGUGACACCCAGCGACCCCAGGCGGGAGGCACUGAGGCAGGCAGUGAAGGAGUAUGUGGAUAAGCAGAGGCUCAAGAAGAGUUGCCUUCGUAGCUGCCCACAAGGGAGUCAGGUCGACUCCGACGACCCCUGCAAAUGCUACUGCCCCGGCAACCCCUUCACCAACUCCAUGUGCUGCUCACUCAAGAGGGGCACGGCCCGGCUGAAGGUCCAUGAGCUGCGAGGCGCAGGCCUGUGGGGAGACAUCAUGACCGACACUGAUGCCUACGUCAAGGUCUUCUUCCAAGGCCGGGAGCUACAGACAGAGAUCAUUGAGGACAGUAACUACCCCACCUGGUACGAAGAACUGGACUUCGGGCCAGUGACGCUGCCGGUGAUGCUGUGGGAGCUGUCCAAACUGGAAUUGGAGGUGUGGGACAGCGACCCAUGGGAGGACCAUCGCCUGGGCUACUGCAGCACCAACCUCGAGGUCGGCAGGAGCAACACACUCACCUGCCUCCUUGACCACGGCCACUUGCAGUUUUCCUACACGCUGGAGUGUGGGCCCAACCUGGGGGGCAACAACUGCCAUGAGUACGUGCCUGUGAGAGGCUGAGAGGAUAGAACCCAGGAGUCCUGGCUCCCAGCCCCCACUGCUCUAACCCACUAGACCCCACUCCCUUUCUUGAGCGUUACCAAGUCUCACAAGAAAAUAAAGCAGCAAUGCCUUUCCAAACUAACCCCGCCCAUCUCAGAGAGAGUGCAGGGGUGUGUUUAGACAAAUCCCUUUGUUGUUUUCAGUAGGUCUAGUUUUGUUGCUUCCAACUGGAAGUUGCACAUUGAAACUAAUAAAUGUGUGUGUACUCUGGCA